AUGCCGUCGUCGCCGCGAGCCCUAGCGCUCGUCUCGCUCGCCCUCCUGAUCUGCUGCAGCUCUCCCCUCCUCGCCCAUGCACAGACGCCGGCGGCCCACGACGUCUGCGCCGGCCUGGCGACGGAUGACGCCUGCCACAACGUCCCCGAGGCGCUGCGCCUGAAGCUGAUCGGCAUCCCGACCAUCCUCGUCUCCAGCGUCAUCGGCGUCUGCCUGCCGCUCUUCGCCAAGUCGGUGCCGGCGCUCCGGCCCAACCGCAACCUCUUCUACAUCGUCAAGGCCUUCGCGUCGGGGGUCAUCCUCGGCACCGGCUACAUGCACGUGCUGCCGGACUCGCUCGCGAGCCUCGGCUCGCCGUGCCUCCCCGAGAAGCCGUGGCGGCAGUUCCCCUUCGCCACCUUCGUCGCCAUGCUCGCCGCCGUGUUCACGCUCAUGGUCCACUCCCUCAUGCUAACCUUCUACAACCGCAAGAAGAAGGGCCACGACGCCGGGGCUCCCACUCCCAGCAGCGCUGCCGUCGGCAACCUUGAGAGCACGGAGCCGGAAGCAGACUGGCACAGCCACGGCAUGGCGUUGGCCAAACCCGGCGACGCCGAGGCUGGCAAGAUGCAGCUCGGCCGGAACCGCGUCGUCGUUCAGGUUCUGGAGAUGGGCAUCGUGGUACACUCGGUGGUGAUCGGGCUGGGCAUGGGCGCGUCGCAGAGCGUGUGCACACUCCGGCCGCUGGUGGCGGCCAUGUGCUUCCACCAGAUGUUCGAGGGGAUGGGCCUCGGCGGCUGCAUCCUCCAGGCGGAGUAUGGCACCAAGAUGAAGGCCGGGCUAGUCUUCUUCUUCUCCACCACGACGCCGUUCGGGAUCGCGCUGGGGCUGGCGCUCACCAAGGUGUACCAGGACAACAGCCCCACCGCACUCAUCGUGGUUGGCCUGCUCAACGCCGUCUCCGCGGGGCUGCUGCACUACAUGGCGUUGGUGGAGCUCCUCGCUACCGACUUCAUGGGGCCCAAGCUGCAGGGGGCUCCAGUUCAUCUGCCUCACCGCCGUCCUCCUGGGCGUCGGCGGCAUGUCCGUCAUGGCCAAAUGGGAUAA
Messenger RNA from Triticum turgidum subsp. durum (durum wheat), 1086 nucleotides. Lineage: Eukaryota; Viridiplantae; Streptophyta; Magnoliopsida; Poales; Poaceae. The record is from the annotation of a GenBank genome assembly.